Drosophila melanogaster (fruit fly) is the source of this 4959-nucleotide messenger RNA. It is a transcript of the gene Pdk1, whose product is annotated as Phosphoinositide-dependent kinase 1. The record is from RefSeq and is marked reviewed. Gene Ontology annotation, biological process: animal gross anatomical part developmental process; cellular response to oxygen-containing compound; regulation of developmental growth. Gene Ontology annotation, molecular function: ATP binding; kinase activity; protein serine kinase activity. NCBI's taxonomy places the organism in Eukaryota, Metazoa, Arthropoda, Insecta, Diptera, Drosophilidae. Bases 374 to 2884 code for a protein of 836 amino acids. Gene Ontology annotation, cellular component: cytoplasm. The transcript is spliced from 6 exons.
UCAUUUCGAAUCGGAAAUUUGACGGGUUCGGUCGUAAUCACGGAUACAAAUUUGACGCCCUGUUGGAAAAACCACAACGUCCAAUUUUCCUUUUAUCGCGCCAAAAAGAAAUGCGAGUAAGACCCGAGUCUUCGUGUAUACGUAUAAUUACCAUUUGCAAUCACAAAGGUUUUGCAACUGUCGCCGGGCGGUGAAAACUCAAGUGAAUAAAUAUCGCAAAGUGAAGCAAAUAAAAAAAUAUUACAAAAACCGGUAAAACGAAAUGAAACUGAAAUGAGUGAGGGCAGCAACUUCAAGUGACGAAAGCAAUCCGUUUACCGUUGUCUUUGCCUCUUCAUCCUCCCCGAGAACGGCGGAGAACGCGAAAAAUAUCAUGAAAUGUAAAAGCUGGUCCAACAAAAUUAACAACUACGUUGUGCGCAAAAUAAAGUCUAUCAAGAUCAACGGUACACAGCAACAGCUCCAAUUGCCAGGCAGCGGCGCUAGCGGAAUCGCAGCGGCAGCCGUAAUCACGGUAGCAUCGGAUUGCGGCGAAAACUGCAGCAGUAACGGCACCGAGCAUCAGCAGCACUUCAACAUUGCUACCACCACAGCAACUUCGGCGACAGAGGCAACAAUGCCGGCUAUGGCCAAGGAGAAAGCAUCAGCAACAGUGUCCUUGGGCGAGUCGAAUUUCAGAGAUAUCAACCUAAAAGACUUGGCCGUGGUCGUCGAAGCGGCAUCGCGGCUGCACCACCAGCAAAACGUAUGCGGCUGCGGAGCGGUAUCGUCUACUGAGAACAACAACAACAGUCGCUACGGCAGCAGCAAGUAUCUGACAAACGGCCACACGUCGCCUUUGGCGGCAGCGGUUGCUAGCAACAGUUCGUCGGUGGCCACGACACCGCAUUGCAGAAUGUUGCACAACUGCAGUCUGCAGCAGUACCAGAAUGACAUAAGGCAGCAGACGGAGAUAUUGGACAUGUUGCGGCAGCAGCAUCAGCAGGGCUACCAGUCGCAGCAACAGCAACAACAGCCGCAGCAGCAGCAGGAACAACAGCAGCAGCAGGAGCAAUCGCAGCAGCAGCAACAGCUACAGAAUCCUGCGCCCAGGAGGUCUCCGAAUGAUUUCAUUUUCGGUCGUUACAUAGGCGAGGGCAGCUAUAGCAUAGUUUAUCUGGCCGUGGAUAUACACUCUCGCCGCGAGUAUGCAAUUAAAGUAUGCGAGAAGCGGCUGAUCCUGCGCGAACGGAAGCAGGACUACAUCAAGCGUGAACGCGAGGUGAUGCACCAGAUGACCAACGUUCCCGGCUUCGUAAACCUGUCGUGCACCUUCCAGGACCAGCGUUCUCUUUACUUUGUGAUGACGUACGCGCGAAAGGGCGACAUGUUGCCAUACAUCAACCGCGUGGGUAGCUUUGACGUGGCCUGCACGCGCCACUACGCUGCCGAGCUUCUGCUGGCCUGCGAGCACAUGCACCGCCGUAAUGUGGUGCACCGCGACCUCAAGCCCGAGAACAUCCUGCUCGACGAGGACAUGCACACGCUAAUCGCCGACUUCGGUUCCGCCAAGGUGAUGACAGCCCACGAAAGGGCUCUGGCCACGGAGCACUGUUCGGAGCAGCGGCGCAGCAACUCCGAUGAAGACGAUGAAGACAGCGACCGCCUGGAAAACGAAGACGAAGACUUCUACGAUCGCGAUUCGGAGGAGUUGGACGACGGCGACGACGAACAGCAGCAGGAAGAGAUGGACUCCCCACGCCAUCGUCAAAGGCGUUACAACCGUCACCGAAAGGCAAGCUUUGUGGGCACUGCCCAGUACGUUUCACCGGAAGUGCUCCAAAAUGGACCUAUAACCCCGGCGGCGGACCUGUGGGCACUGGGAUGUAUAGUUUAUCAGAUGAUCGCCGGCCUACCGCCAUUCCGUGGCAGCAACGAUUAUGUCAUUUUUAAAGAGAUUCUUGACUGCGCCGUGGACUUCCCGCAAGGCUUUGAUAAGGACGCCGAGGACCUGGUGCGCAAGCUGCUCCGUGUCGAUCCGCGAGACCGCCUGGGUGCUCAGGACGAGUUUGGAUAUUACGAAUCCAUUCGGGCGCACCCAUUCUUCGCCGGCAUUGACUGGCAGACGCUCCGUCAACAAACCCCUCCCCCCAUCUACCCAUACUUACCGGGCGUAAGUCAGGAUGAGGACUUCAGGUCCAGCUAUACUGUGCCCGGGGAUUUGGAGCCUGGCCUUGACGAACGGCAGAUAUCGCGACUGCUUAGUGCAGAAUUAGGCGUUGGCAGCAGCGUGGCCAUGCCCGUCAAGCGAUCGACCGCAAAGAACUCUUUCGACCUGAACGAUGCCGAGAAGCUGCAGCGUCUCGAGCAACAAAAGACUGACAAGUGGCACGUUUUUGCCGACGGCGAAGUGAUCCUCAAGAAGGGGUUUGUCAACAAGCGCAAGGGUCUGUUUGCCCGCAAGCGAAUGCUCCUUCUGACCACGGGACCGCGACUCAUCUAUAUCGAUCCCGUGCAGAUGAUCAAAAAAGGAGAAAUUCCGUGGAGCCCAGAUCUCCGAGCGGAGUACAAAAACUUCAAAAUUUUUUUUGUCCAUACGCCAAAUCGAACCUAUUACCUGGAUGAUCCCGAAGGCUAUGCUAUCCACUGGUCGGAAGCUAUUGAGAACAUGCGCAAGUUGGCCUACGGAGAUCCCUCCUCCACAUCUGCAGUGUCCUGCUCCAGCGGCAGCAGUAAUAGCCUGGCUGUCAUCUCAAAUUCAUCCGCCGCCUCCUCAAGCAAUUCGCCCACGGUGAAACGCAGUUCCCCCGUAAACGCUCCUCAAGCUUCGACGGCGUCUGACAACCGGACAUUGGGUAGCACCAGAACGGGGACGUCACCUAGCAAGAAGACGGCGUCUAAGUAAACGUAGUCCUAUUUAUAGCAAUGUGAAAUUAAUUUAGUUGAAAUUUAGUGCAAACGAAGCGAUGGCGUAGAAGAGGGCGGGAAUAGAAGUAAGCUUAGAAGUAGAAGUAAGUGAUGAAGGGGAAAUAAUGAUCGUGUCUCUAGUGCUAAUUAGAACCAAAUUUCUGUUUUCCGAUUUGUAUUGUGCUUAGGGCGAAAAUAUAACACUAGAAUAAACUUAUCUAAAGUAAAAUACAUCUAUAACGACUAAGUAAAUUCAAUUUAAAAUUUAAAUUAAAUAUUUAUAUACAGCAUACAUAAAUACAAAUAUAUUCGUAUUUAGCGCGUAGUUAGUCGCAAUUGAAAUGAAUUACACACGGAGGCAAGGUGGCAUUGUAGGCUUAAAUUAAAAGUAAUUUCGUGAAGCAAACUAAAAUCCGUAUUUAAAUGGUAUAAUACUAGGAAAUUAUCUGGAAACUGUAAUAUACAUAAUAUGUGUAUGUACGUCGGAGAAAUAAUUUUUGUUUCUGUUAUCGUGGGAAGAUCACAUAUAUGUUAAUAUAAAUUUUGUAAACAGUGUAACUAUGUACAGAACUAUGUGAGCUAUAUGCACACGGCAAAAAGACCCUAAGUCGUGGGGAAGGAGAUGGGAAUGAGCCGGAAAACCAUCGAUGUCACAAAAUCGGUGUUUUUCCAGCUUCACGCUCAACUGUUUAGGUAAUUCUAAUAUACAGUUUAACGCUAAUUAUCAUUAUUUAUCAUUCUCAUUAUGCUUUUCGUUUACCUAUUUGCCCUAUAAUGAAAUGUAUAAGACUUGAGCUACCCUAAUAAAAGAACGAAUUUUAAAUUAUAUUUUUAUUUUGUAAGGGCUACCACUAAAAACUCAACAGUCGUUCAAAGAUUGUCAAGAUUGGCGGUCGUUGUCUCUCCAACUGACUCCAAUUGAAUGUGUGUAAAACAAGUCUUAUACAAAGAUAUAUGUAAUAGAUGUAAGACAGACUGCAAAGUUUCUUGAAACAAAUUAGUUAAAUGUUGUAAAUGUCUAAGUUGCUACCACUGCUACUACUAGAACGCGCCCAUCCCCUCCCAUAUUUACCUUUAAGCUACAGUAAUUAAGUGAUGAGCAGAGGUGUAGAGUAAGGAGUCGAAGUUGAAAGAAAGCAAAAAAUACAUUUUGUACAUACAUAUCGCCGUUGGUCGAUAUACAUCUAAACAUAAUUUAAUUUUUUGUUACUUUUAAGUAAAUUAUUUUUGGCGACCUAAGUAAAUUAAAAUUAACGCAAUAUGCAACAACACACAUAAGUAUACAAUUAAUUAAAUUAAACGAAAAUUACGAUUUAUUAAACGAUGUCAUAGAACGGAGAGCCACUGAUAGUGAGAGAAAUCUGUAAAAUAAAUAUUUAAACAAAUUAUAUAUUAUCUAUAUAUGAGUACCAGAACAAGAAUGUCAAAAAAGAGAAGCAUGUAAAAAUAAAAAAUAUAUUACGAGUAAAACAAAAAAAGAUAAUCGAGCGAAAGGAACGUAUCAUUAACAGGAAAAAUUAAAGAAAAAUACAAAAACAUUUCAAAGUAACAAAAUUACGAUAAAAUUUGUUUUUAUUUUGGUUCGUUUGGUUAUUACAAUUGGCAAUAUCUAACUGAUUGGGUAAUAAGUGCGCGUAUCCCAGUAUCCAACGUUGCAAAAUGAUACAACAUUUCAAUAGGUUUCAAAAUCUACGUAAGAUACACAUAAAACGACCUGACUACUUUGUUCUACCCUACGCUUGUGCUGCAGUACCUAAAAUCGAAGAAAGAGUACAGUGAACAGGGCUAAGAUAUAGAAAGACAGCUCUAUUUCUGCAAUCCAAAAAGGGCUUGCCCUAAUUAAAAUAAUUGCAAAUGCAUUGCGCUUCAAAUCCAGAAGCCUUUUUUACCUUUUAUAGCCUACAGGAAAAAAGAAAAAAGAGGAGAUAACGGAAAGACCCAUAAAAUCGAAAAGUGCAUAGGUAAACCUGUAGGACGAUUAGUGGAAUACUAAAAUCAUCAUAUGUUUUAAUCAAUAAGUAUUCCAAUUUUACCAGGGGCAAGUGUAUGCGAAUUCUUUCAGUACGAGUAUUU